AAUUGCUGAUUGUUGCAGAGUACAAAGUUUAUACAAAAAUGCAGAGUAUCGGACGUUUACAAGGGCAGCGCGCAUUUGCUCGCUGCCCACGCAAUUCUUCUCGCAGCCUACGCCUUAGGGUUAAUGCCGCUGGCAGUACAUAUGGAAACAACUUUCGUGUAACUACCUUUGGCGAGUCGCACGGCAAGGGCGUCGGCUGCGUUAUCGAUGGCGUGCCGCCGCGUCUGCCUAUCACCGAGGAUGAAAUUCAGCUGGAGCUUGACCGCCGGAAGCCGGGGCAAAGCAUCAUCACAACUCCCCGAAAGGAGGAUGACAUUGCGGAGAUCCUUUCGGGCGUUGUGGACGGUGUGACACUAGGAACACCAAUUGCCAUCGUCGUCCGCAACAAGGACCAAAAGUCGCAAGACUACUCGGAAAUGUCGGUGGCUUACCGACCAAGCCAUGCCGACGCGACAUACGACUUCAAGUAUGGAAUCCGCGCGGUUGCGGGUGGUGGUCGCAGCUCAGCACGUGAGACCAUCGGCCGCGUUGCCGCGGGCGCAGUUGCCAAGAAGCUCCUUAAAGUGGUCGCAGACACGGAGGUUCUAGCCUUCGUAAGCAAGGUUCGCGACAUCGAGUCGCAGGUGGACCUGGGCUCCUUCAGCCUGGCGGACGUGGAGUCCAACAUCGUGCGCUGCCCGGACCAGCAGGCGGCGGCAAAGAUGAUUGAUGCCAUCAACGAGGUGCGUGUGCGCGGCGAGAGCUGCGGCGGCGAGGUGACGUGCGUGGUGCGGCGCUGCCCGCGCGGCCUGGGCGCCCCCGUGUUCGACAAGCUGGAGGCGGAGCUGGCCAAGGCCAUGCUCAGCCUGCCCGCGACAAAGGGUUUUGAGAUCGGCAGCGGCUUCCGCGGUGCCGCCAUGCUGGGCUCGGAGCACAACGACGAGUUCUACAUUGACGAGCAGGGCAGGGUCCGCACCCGCACCAACCGCAGCGGCGGUGUGCAGGGAGGGCUGAGCAACGGCGAGGACAUUGUCAUCCGCGUGGCCUUCAAGCCCACCUCCACCAUCUCCAUCAAGCAGCGCACCGUCACGCGGGAGGGCACGGAGACGGAGCUGCGGGCGCGAGGGCGGCAUGACCCCUGCGUGGUGCCGCGUGCCGUACCCAUGGUUGAGUCCAUGGUUGCUCUGGUGCUGGCGGACCAGCUGCUGCAGCACGUGGCGCAGUGCGAGCUGCUGCCGCGGGAGGGG
Molecule: messenger RNA, 1226 nt
Organism: Astrephomene gubernaculifera
Lineage: Eukaryota; Viridiplantae; Chlorophyta; Chlorophyceae; Chlamydomonadales; Astrephomenaceae
Source: the annotation of a GenBank genome assembly